GCACUAAAUAAGUUAUAAAAAUUGAAUGAAAUAAACACCAAGUGUUCACUUUUUGAAGCACACUCAAGAUUGACGCGGCGUUGAAUGAAAAACUUUUAGAAAUCUUAUACUUUGAUUUGAUUGGUAAUUUUACACAAUCUUCAAUUGUUUGUAUCAAUAGUUAAUAGAAUUUAAAAGAAAUUUUGUACAAGAAUUGUUAAUGUGAAAAAAUUUUCCAGAUGUUAUCAGUAAAUUGUUUAACGGAAAUCGCAGCAUGAGAACAAUAGCAGUUUAAAGAUGGAUAGUUUUACUGUUUACUGCAAGUAAUGUAAAUAACUCCAUGUAUAUAAAAAAACUGGAAAACUUGUGGAAGUGACCAAAUUUCCGAUUGGAAAAAGUUAAAUUUUUUAUUAAAGAAGAGUUUGUCAUCGGAAUCAUCUUCAUCUUCAACUCACAAUAUGGAUCUUUAUGACAUACCUGAAAACUUUGAAACAGGAGUUUGUGGUCCAAUGAUGAAGGGUACGCCGAGGAUGAUUGAGGCUCAACGUACAAGAUCUAAAUCAGCGCCUGUACACACCCAACAAAAAUAUUCAAACAAUUCAAAUGGAAAUGCAUUACCAAAUGGAAACUCAUUUUAUCUUGAUAAUGAAAAAUUUUCGGAAAAUAAAACAGAAACUUUUUUAGUCCGAUCAAAAACCAUAUCUGAUGAAUUUUACAUACAACAAUCAAACUUUAACCGAAAUGAUCCAAGAAGAGCGACCAUGCCGGUAAAAACUAAAUUUCAAAAUAAUUUAAACGAUGAUUACUCUAAGUUAGUUAUAGACAGUAAACAGAGUAAUAUGCGUGAAAGAAGUUUACUUCAAAAUGGUUUUAAGAAUGAAGGUAAAAUGAGCUCACCUAAUAACGCCGUGAAUAAAACUACAAGUUCACUUCAUAGAAGUAAAAGUUUAAAAAUACAAAAAUCUUCUUAUAAUGUUCCAGUAGUACAACCAACUAAGUCGUCAGAGUUGCGCUUAUCAAAAACCCGAUUGGAAUCACUUAACAGUCCCCACACGAAAACGUUGCACGAUAAACUAAGUGAUUCAGAAUGUAGUUACACAACAAAUGAGUCUGAUUCAUGUUUUGUUUUUAACGCAAAUAAAUGCAAUGUAGCUACAAACUCAAAGUAUCCAACAAACUCUUAUUCUAAGUUGAAUGGAAACAACGGAAAUCCAAAAUAUAACUGUAGCAUCCAAAAUGACAGGAACUAUAAAAACAAUAACAUUCGGAAAACUGACAGUUAUUCAAAGACUCAAAUAAAAAAAUCAAACACUCGCUUCGAAGCCGAAGGCGAACCUCAUGGAAUAGAUAGUAGCAGUCUUUGUAGCGAAUCGAGACUUUGUUGCUCUCCGAUAACAAAUAUGGAUAAUUUUAGUUCACGACUUAACGAAGUCUGCAACCUAAUAACAGAAAAGUAUCCAGGCGAGUUUCUUAUUAUUGAAAGAUUAGUUGAAAUGCAAUCUGCGUAUGAGGAAUGCAAUAACUCUGUAAAUGAAACAAUAGCACAGUUAAGACAGAGAAUAGUUGAGCUAGAAGAGAGACAAAACUCGGGUAUUGCUGCGUUAGCUAUUCCUUUGAUGUAUGCAACAUCAACGUUUCAAAGCCAGAUUCAAAACAUUAUAAAUCGUAAAAACUUAACAACAGAUUUUUCUGUUCAAGUUUGCAAUGGUCAAACGCAAAAUAGUCCGUUAGACGAAAUUUCUAAUGAAGCGAAUGCUGUCGCGGCGCAUAUUGCAAGUCUUUGUUUAAACUCCGAUAUAAGCUAGUUUGUGAAACUUAUUGGAAAUCCAUAUUAAAGUACACAGAUAUUAUUUAUCUCAGCAAAUUAA
Molecule: messenger RNA, 1847 nt
Organism: Hydra vulgaris (swiftwater hydra)
Lineage: Eukaryota; Metazoa; Cnidaria; Hydrozoa; Anthoathecata; Hydridae
Source: RefSeq, a predicted model, not a curated record